CAGAAAUGACGCAUUUAGCCAUGCAACCUCUUGUGCUUCUGACCAUAGUCCUGUGCACUUGGUCCUUCUCAGGGGCAUCUCGCAUUGUUGGUGGUCGUGAGGCAAGAGCCCACUCCAGACCCUACAUGGCUUCCCUGCAGAUUAGGGGGUUUAGUUUCUGUGGGGGUGCGCUCAUCAAUCCAAAAUGGAUCCUAACAGCAGCACACUGCAUGGAAGAUACGCCUGUUGACUCAGUGCGUGUCGUUCUUGGAGCUCACAAUCUGCGCCGUCCAGACAGCUUAGUCCAGGAGUUUCGUAUCCAAGAGUCUGUACAGCACCCUGAAUAUAACCCUAACACCGUUCAGAAUGACCUCCAUUUGCUGAAGCUGAAUGACUCUGCAGUUGUCAAUUCUGCUGUGAGGGCCAUUCGCCUUCCUGUUGCUAAUUCAGAUGUGGGACCCAGGUCAAACUGUUCAAUAGCUGGAUGGGGAGCAAUCACUGACUUUGGCACUAAACCUGUAGCGCUUAUGGAGACAAAUGCAGAUAUCAUCAGCCUUCAGGCUUGCAACAGAUCCUGGGGUGGAAGCAUCACCAAUACUAUGCUAUGCGCAGCUACCCAAGGAGUUCGGGCAAAAGGUUUCUGUUCGGGUGACUCUGGAGGACCCCUUGUGUGCAGAAAUAGAGUGGAAGGAGCUGUGUCUUUCUCUGGACAGUUCUGUGGGAAUGCUAGGUUUCCAGAUGUGUAUACUCGUGUCUCAUCCUUCCUGACUUGGAUCCAAACAGUGAUUGGGAGAGAGUGACUGAGGCAGCUGCACGUAUCCUCCUAUAUAUCAGUCUCUUACUAUUGGAAUGGAAUUGCUACUGUAAGUGAUUGACUUAAUUUACCAGUAGACGGUACUGCACUAACAAUUUUGUUUUAAUAAAAAUACAAUAUGGAAAGGUUUUGCACCUGAGAUUAUUGAGUGAACUAGGACGCGAGGCACUGCUUUGUGUGCGGUACAUCCCUAAUUAAAUAUUAUGUAAGAAAACCCACCAUGCUCUACCACAAAUAGCAUCUCAAGUCAUCCUAUCAUGUAUGUACUUUUUUCUAAAUGCCACAGUAAUGUAAUGCAUGCUAUAAAACUUAUAGUUCUACAUAUGUGUAGCAUUCCAAGUGUACUACUUUUUAAUUACAUAAAAUAAUGAAUUUGUGAUUUAAUAAAUGCUCUUCACCCUAA
Messenger RNA from Xenopus laevis (African clawed frog), 1196 nucleotides. RefSeq names its product protease, serine 57 S homeolog (gene prss57.S). The coding region runs from base 6 to 779 and encodes 257 amino acids. The record is from RefSeq and is a predicted model, not a curated record. The transcript is spliced from 5 exons. Lineage: Eukaryota; Metazoa; Chordata; Amphibia; Anura; Pipidae.